AUGGCUGACACCGAACUCAAGAGUUCUGAUGCCCAGAACAAGAAGAAGGAGCGGCCAGCCAUGCAGAUCUAUCGUCCACCGGGUAAGCUAAUUAUGCAUAAAGAUAAUUUGAAUACUAGGGUUACGCGGCGAGAAAAGUCAAGAUGGACCUUCACCAACCUCAGUGAAGCCGAAUGCUGACAAGGUGGAACAAGAUGCAGGUAAGAUAACUCCAGUCUACUUUUGGCAAAAAUUGUGUUUUUUAAUUUCCUUUUUAAAAUUUUUUAAUAACUUUAACUUUUACAAACAAGAAAAGUACUGUAGUUUAUUUUUUAUGUUACAGUAUCAAACGCAAGCUCAGAAUCCAGAGGAUCGUCGACGAAGAGUGAGAAGGCCAAACUCAGAAGCAAACCUCCUGUAAUUAACAUUUCGGCUGAUAAGAAGAAACAGUUCACAAACAAAGACUUCGACGACAUCGUGCAAGGGCUACGGAAGUUGGAGAUGACAAAGGAUCAGAAGAUCGUCGACGACUUCAUUUUGUGUAAGUAUGUAUCUUGUCAUAUUGUAAUCAUUUCUAUUGUUUAGCCAAUAUGGAGGCCCCAGAAGUCGCGGAAGCGUUGUCGCUGUGUUUGACGCGACAAGCGAUCGAAGAGUCUAAUAAACAAACCCAGAGGUCGAUUUCGCGGCUAAUAGCGCUGAUUCUGAACUGUUCGACCGGUAGUAGUUUCCACAAAGGUCUGUUUGGAGCCCUAAGUCAGUACUACGAGUGCAGAAGUCAGCUGAGGGAGACGCAUCUGAAAGUGUGGAUUAACUUCCUCAACUUUCUGAGCGAUGUCUACGCGAGUGUGGGGUUCGAGUACGAGGGAGGACUGGUCGAUUUGUUAUUCAAAGUGCUGGAUUAUAUGCUCGAUGACGCCAUUCUAGAUACGUUGAAAAUAGAAGAGGCAAGGUCGUUUUUUUAUUGUGAAAUGAAUACUACCCUAUAUAACAGAAACUACAGUAAUAUUACCUUUGUAACUUACCCAAAUCAAAAAUCUUUUCUUUUUUAUAAUUACAAAUUAUCUUCAGCUUGAAAGUGUAAUAGGGUGUCUACUGAGCGUGGGAUACGAUCUUGAACGUAACUGUCCGGAUCAGCUGGGUAAUCUGAAGGACAGAAUCCGGGACGCUUUUGUAGCCGCGCACGAACCCUGGACUAGAAAGAUGAUAAUGUUGUUGAUGGAGCUGUCAGCCAGUGGCUGGACCCUGCCUGCCGAAGCUAACGAAUACUACUUCCAAUAG
Messenger RNA from Bursaphelenchus okinawaensis, 1257 nucleotides. NCBI's taxonomy places the organism in Eukaryota, Metazoa, Nematoda, Chromadorea, Rhabditida, Aphelenchoididae. The record is from the annotation of a GenBank genome assembly.